Messenger RNA from Macrosteles quadrilineatus (aster leafhopper), 6348 nucleotides. RefSeq names its product chromatin-remodeling ATPase INO80 (gene Ino80). Lineage: Eukaryota; Metazoa; Arthropoda; Insecta; Hemiptera; Cicadellidae. Gene Ontology annotation, cellular component: Ino80 complex. The record is from RefSeq and is a predicted model, not a curated record. The transcript has 31 exons. Gene Ontology annotation, biological process: DNA repair. Gene Ontology annotation, molecular function: ATP-dependent chromatin remodeler activity; ATP hydrolysis activity; DNA binding. The coding region runs from base 158 to 4402 and encodes 1414 amino acids.
GGCACUGACUACUGCAACCAUCGAUCUUAACAAAAUGAUUGUUUAUAUUUGUCCGGAAUAGUGACUAUUUAAUUAAUUCUGCGUAAUAUUUUCAGAAGAUACCAUUUUGCCGAUUAUUUUGCACGUUCAGUCAAUUUAGGCAAUUCAAUUUGUAUACAUGACUGAAGAAAAUUUACAAAAAAUGAUUGACAAAGAGAUAGCAAAGCCUCUUUACUACCAGCAGCUUGAAAGGAGUUUAGAUAUGCAACCCUUUUUGUCAUAUGUUGAAGAGGUGUUCAAGCAGCCCUUCAGGAAUGAUGAGGGCUCCAGUGACUAUGAUGCCAAUACUGAUACAAACUUUUCAUACAGCCAAUGGGAACGGAUGAAUAGUACUAAACAGGAUCGGAGAUCAGAUAAAAUGAGACUAUACAACUUUUCCCACAUUCAGCGAGACAGACUAUGGCUACAAAACAUCUUGGUCAGCGAUUCAUCUGAUUCUUCCGAAGACGAAGAUGAUAAACCUAUUACAGAAAAAGAUCUACAAGAAAUGUUGAAACUUCAUCUGUAUAAAAAGAAGUAUAAGAAGAAAUUCUACACAAAUCCAGACAACCGGCAAUAUCAGUAUUAUGGUGCUGGGUUGCUAUCAACUUACGACAAAUUCUCAGAACAUCAGACAAAUGUUGUGGGAAACAAGAAGAAGAAAAAAAGUUUUGUCAUAAAAAAAGAGCGGAUCAAGAAAGAGGAAAAGGAAACAUUUAACUAUCAUGACGAACAGGAUCGUGACUCUAUUUUUGAAGACGGUGGGUCAGAUGGCAGAUUUAACAAGACUCAAGGCCUUGGGGGUAAGAUGCUGAAAAAUAGGAAAAAGGCACAGCAACUGAAAAACCCAGAAGUCAUGGCGCACAGGAGAAGAAAGAUUUGGGCGAUAAUGGCAAAGAAGGAGCUGGGGAAAGUUCAGAGAGCCAAAAUCAACAACCACAAAGAAGUGUUAACCGGCUGCAGAAGAGUGGCUCAAUACUGCAUGAGAUACUGGAGACAGAAGGCCAUGCAGAGCCAGAAAAAUAUGAAGGAGACAAUAUGGAGAGCGAAGCGUUUGUCCCGAGAGAUGCAGAGCCAUUGGCGCCGCUACGACAGAGUGGAGCGAGAAACGAGGCGGAGGAUGGAGAAAGAAGCUGAGGAACAGCGCAAAAUGGACGUCGAACUCAUGGAGGCCAAGAGGCAGCAGCGGAAGCUGAACUUCCUGAUCACUCAGACAGAGCUGUACGCUCACUUCAUGUCUCGCAAGCUGGGCAACGCCUCACACGAGGAACAGCUGAGGAUUCUCAGUCAGCUGGAGGAGGAGAAGAACCCAAGACUAGCAGCCAUCGACGACUACGACAGUGAGUCUAUGAAAGAAAAGGUUAAGCUGAAUGUGAAGAGUGCUUUUGAGGCAGAGGAGCAGCGAUCUCGACAGUUUGGAUCUAUUCUGAAUGAGCCUGUGGUAGUGGAGGAAGAAAGGCCACAGCCGGCCAUCUUCAAGGGGACACUGAAGGGCUACCAACUGAAGGGCAUGAACUGGCUGGCCAACCUGUAUGAUCAAGGUAUAAACGGAAUUUUGGCUGAUGAAAUGGGUCUUGGAAAGACUGUGCAGUCAAUUGCAUUCCUGUGUCACAUAGCAGAAAAAUACUCGGUUUGGGGACCAUUUCUGAUCAUUUCUCCAGCAUCUACAUUACACAACUGGCAACAGGAAAUGGCUCGAUUUGUUCCAGACUUCAAAGUCGUCCCUUACUGGGGCAGUCCUCAGGAGAGAAAAAUCUUGCGGCAGUUUUGGGACCAAAAGGAUCUGCACACGCAAGAGGCCAGUUUCCACGUGGUGAUUACCAGCUAUCAGCUGGUCAUAACAGACUUCAAGUACUUCAACCGCAUCAAGUGGCAAUACCUGAUCUUGGACGAGGCUCAGGCCAUCAAGAGCACUAGCAGUGUGAGAUGGAAGUUGUUGCUGGGAUUCAGUUGUCGUAACCGUCUGUUGCUGAGUGGGACUCCCAUACAGAACAGCAUGGCUGAGCUGUGGGCUCUGCUGCACUUCAUCAUGCCUACAAUGUUCGACUCUCACGAUGAGUUCAACGAGUGGUUCUCAAAAGACAUUGAGAGCCAUGCAGAAAACAAGACCAGUAUUGAUGAAAGACAUUUGUCUCGCCUGCAUUUGAUCCUGAAGCCCUUCAUGUUGCGCAGAAUCAAGAAGGACGUUGAAAACGAGCUCUCGGACAAAAUAGAGAUUAUGGUCUGCUGUCCCCUGACUACUCGGCAGAAGGUGCUCUACUCUGCUUUGAAGAAGAAGAUAAGAAUAGAAGAUCUGCUUCACUCGUCUGGCCCAUACCAAUCUUCACAGAGCAUCACAUCCAGUCUCAUGAACUUGGUCAUGCAGUUCCGAAAGGUUUGCAACCACCCCGAGCUGUUUGAGAGGCAAGAAGCCAAGUCUCCACUGUGGACGCAAUGUGGGGAGAGUCUCUACGUUACACCUAGACUGGUGUUUGAGGAGGCAAUGUUACACAGAGCUCUGCCCAGCACAGACCAUCUACUGUACAACUUGCUCAGUAUACUACACCAGCAGUAUGUGCACCAGUCGCUGUUCUCAGAAAAUGAGAUUGAUUGCUCUGACUUCUUUGGAUUCUCUCGUCUUAUUGGACUUUCACCAGAAGAUGUGUUCCAGUUGACAAUUGGUGGUCUUUUAAAUAGAUGGUUGAGUCUGGCGGAGGAGGUAGAGCGACGACCACUGCUCCGCCACAGACAGGUGUGGUGGGAGAGGACCAGCGGAGUCAGUGUGUUGGUGGCGCCACGGAGCACCACUGUGCCCUCGGAGCUGGUGUUCACAAAUGCUCAAGGCCACCUGUGUGUGUUCGCCCACAACACCGUCACACUGCACAGCACGCCCGAGACUGUGGAACAUAGAGUGAUGAGAUGCAGGAAGCUGGCACCUCAGGUAGAGACAGGUGCCUCCACUUCCAAUGACAGGGUGUACCCAGAGUUCCCUCAUGUAGAGAGACCUCCCCUAGUGUUGGAGUGUCAUCCUACACUGCUGCCGAGGUUCCUGUACGACACCCACCCCAAGGUGGAGGCUAAGACAUGGCAGCUAUACAGCAGCAGCCGACGUGCCGCCUGGUGGCUCCUUGCUCAUCAGCAGUGCAGCACCAGGCAGGGCCUGGAGUGUGUGUGGUACGGCAGUCCACGACUGGCGCAACAUUACCUCACAGCACCACUGUGCUUCCAACCUCCACAACUGGGCGGACUGGCAGCCGUCACACCUCUAACUGGCUGGUCUCACAUAUCCAUACCAGACAAGGAGACACUAGUCACAGACUGUGGCAAGCUGUUUGUGUUGGACACAUUGUUGGAACGGCUCAAGCAGCAAGGUCACAGAGUCCUCAUCUACUCACAGAUGACACGUAUGAUAGAUUUGUUGGAGGAAUACAUGUGGCAUCGCAAACUAACAUACAUGAGGCUUGAUGGCUCUUCCAAGAUAUCUGAUAGAAGGGACAUGGUCGCUGAUUUCCAGGCUAGAACAGACAUCUUUGUGUUUCUCUUGAGUACAAGAGCUGGAGGUCUCGGCAUCAACUUGACAGCAGCUGACACGGUGAUAUUCUACGACAGUGACUGGAACCCCACAGUGGACCAACAGGCCAUGGACAGAGCUCACAGACUGGGCCAGACCAAACAAGUGACAGUCUACAGACUCAUCUGUAAGGGAACUAUAGAGGAGAGGAUACUGCAGAGGGCCAGAGAAAAGAGUGAGAUUCAGCGUAUGGUGAUCAGUGGUGGAAACUUUAAAUCUGACACUUUGAAACCCAAAGAGGUUGUGUCCCUACUACUGGACGACGAAGAAAUCGAGAAAAAGUAUCGCCAGAAGCAAGCAGAAAGGAGGAAGGCAGAAGAGUACAAAGCUGAAAAGGAAAAGGAGAAGGAAAGAAAACGGAAGCAGACAUUUGGACCUUUUAAGGAGCCAGUGAAACAUAUCAAGCUGGAAGAAGGUUUUGAAGAAGGGUUCGAUUCAACUCCAGCCAGUCCAGCACAGAGUGAGGCCAGCGGUUUCUUGGAUGACACUAGCAGUGAUGCUCUAGUGGUGGACGUUGAUGGACCUUCCAAUGACGUCUUACCACCAGUGAGGAGUCAUGGGUCCAAGAGAGGGAGGCCGAGGGGUUCCAGACGAGGAGGAUUGACUAGAGGAGCCAUCCAGGCCAGCUCCAUCAGUCUGGGGGUGCAAGGCAUCAAAAGAGGGCCAGGGAGACCUAGACUACGACCCUCGGGGCCGGGACACGUUGGAGGGCGAGGGUCGCCACGGCAACGUGGGCGAGGUCUGGGGACGACUACCACCACCACUGCGGCGCCAACAUUCGGAUACUACAUGCAGGACCUGGAGAUAAUGCCACUAGACAGAGACACUAGUUGAGAUUUGGAGUAAACCAUCAUCAUCCACUGAGAACCAACUUUGUAUAACCAUUGUGCUUGAUUCAAAGGGCUUUGUUUCACCAUUGCCCUUGGUUCAACAACCUUUGUACAUUACUAUAAUCUACAAGUACUUUUAUAUAUACUUUUUUGACGGUUUUUGUCCUAUCAUUUAAACAAACAUUAGUGUUUAAGUAUUGUGACUUCUUUUGUAAAAUGAUCAUUGUAAAUAUGUAAUAAAGAGGUUAGAUUAUGUUGUAUGCCUGUGUAAUUUUUUUUACAGUUAAUGUUGGUGGAAAAGAAAGUUGUAUAGCUGUGUUGUAUGUAAUUUUGGAUUCUUGUACAUGUUGGAAUAUAAUUAAUUUAUUGGAAUUUUAUUAUUUUGAAGACUAAUUUUACUUAUCUUUGUUGUAUACUAUAGAUACAGCUAUCAUCUUUUUUGUAAGUUGCUAUCCGCUGAAGUUUUUUUUGUCUUAACUAAUUAUUUUUUAAGAUCAAGAUCACUUUUACAUUUUACAUGUCUUUUUCUUAUUUACUAAGCUUUAAAAGUACAUUUCAAAUUUACAAUUUUUUUAGAGUUCAGAUAAAAAAAUAGAUUAAGAUUGAUUUUAAAUAGUGUAUAGUUGCCAAUAAUGUGCUGUGCAUAAAUAAAUUUACUAUUAUUGUAGUCAUAGAUGGUAUGUUUUUUUAUUACUGUUAAUAUUAUGAUACCGUUUUUAAUAAUCGUUUUUAAGCUUGUGAAAUCUUAAAAAAAGUUAAAAGUUAAAAAAGUAAGAUAAUAUGAAAAAUUAUAUUAUAUAACUUAUUAAAAAAUAAUUCAAGGGAAAAACUAGUUUUUGAGCCUUUAAUAUUAUGAAUCAUUAAAAACAUAACACUAGUUAUCUUACCAUACUAAUGUUGUAUGCUCUGUAGUCUCAUUUUUUGUAGUUUCAUGUUGAACACUUGUUUAUAAAAUAUUCAUAUCUGAUAAGCGAAUUUCCCUAUAGGAAAGUAGCUAUUCUCUUAGGUGGCACAAUAAGACUUAGGCUCGGUAUCGAUGUACUUUUACAUUUUGAUGUCCCCAGAGGCCAAAAACACUAUUUGUUCAAUUUGUUAUAUAUGUGUGCGUGAACACAAUAACUUGAGUAAUUUGGGUCUGAUAUUGAUGAAAUUUGGCUUGGAGGUGUAGGGGAAUGAGUUCGGGAAUCAGCAAGAUCGGGUCUUUGGAACAGGGUAAUUUGGGGUUUUGUCUGACAUUUUCAAAGAUUUAAUAGAUUUUUUCAAAUUUUCACCUUUAAGGCGUUUUGUGUAAAUGCAAGGGUCUGGGGUAACAGUGUUUCCGAAGGCUAUAUUUCACAUAGAAUCAAAAUUAGGGCAUCGUUUUGAAGAGAAUUAAAUUAUCUAAAAUAUGAUGGCUGCAAAAUGUUUAUUAUUGUACCACAAAGACUGAAAAUCUUCUACUGAAUGUAGACGAAAAACGGCAAUUCUAAACUGCUUUAACUUAUUAUAGAAUUGUUACUUUAAAAUUCUAAAACCAGGAUCACAUAGAUUGUUCUUUGUUCUGUAAAACCCCACUCAUUGUUUUAUACUAGCAUGUAUGGGUAGUUUACAAAGGCAGUUGCCGUGAACGUCUGCAAGCGCUUCUCGGCGCUGUUCAAUGGCUCAACAUAGCUACUGAAGCCCGAGCUGAGGUAGAACGUACCCUUAACACUUCCCAAGCGGCGGCUGAUCCUACUCCCUACGCAAUCAUAGUUUGGUUGAGGUUAAAAAAUGUAUUUUGAAAUUUUGUUAAAGUUAAUUAUUUUUUAUUAAAAUAAUUUUUUACAAGUUUUAUGACCACAAUUGUUGUAAUAUAUACGUAAGACGCUCACUAAGGAAUGCAUUGAUCCGUAAUUAUAUGUCUAACGCUUGUAAUUUUUUUUAGAGUAACAUUUAUUUUUGAUAAACUGUAAAAAAGAAUGAAAUAAAAAA